Acanthosepion pharaonis is the source of this 837-nucleotide messenger RNA. Lineage: Eukaryota; Metazoa; Mollusca; Cephalopoda; Sepiida; Sepiidae. The record is from the annotation of a GenBank genome assembly.
AUGUUUCCUCUCUCUCUCUCUCUCUCUCUCUCUGUCUCUUUCCUUCUUUUUUUCUUUUUCAGACUCUUUUCUAAGAUUGUCUCCCCCAUUUAUUCAUCUCAAUCCCCUUCUUCUCCCGACAUGGUUCAUUUUUUUCUUUCAAACUCUCUUUCUCUUUUCAUUCUCUCCUCUCGAACUAAUUUUCUCCUUUCUAUAAUCGUCUCUCCUUUUUACUCUUUUUCAACUCCUUCAUCUCCUGAUAGGGUUCUCCUUUUUUCCUGUGAGGGUCUCUUCCCGUUUCUAUCUUUCAGUCUUAUUUCCCCGAAUUCGUUCUCUCUUUUUACUAUGAUUGUCUUUCCCUUUCACUCAUCUGUAGCCCUUUCUUUUUCCGGCAUCAAUUUUUCUUUUUCUUCUUCUCGUGCCCUCUUUUUGCAUGACUUAAUACCUAACUAUCUCUUUUUUACUCUCUUCUCCCGAAUAGAUUCUCAUUUCCACUUUUCUUUUUUUCCAACAAAUUAUUUCCUUUCUCUUCCCAACAAUAGCGUUCGUAUUCCUCUUCUUCUUCCUCUUCUUGUUCUCCCUCCCCUUCUUUACUUAUUACAGCUGGGAUCUCAUUCAUCUCAUUUUUAUGCCUAUCCCUCUCUUUCUUCUACAUUAUUCUUUAUUUCCUUUCAUUCUUUCUUCUUUUUUUCCUCCCUUCCUUUUCAUCUUCUUUCUCUUCGUUCUUCCUCUUCUUCUUUAUUCAUUACAGUUGGAAUCUCAUUCAUUUUGUUUUUAUGUCUGUCUAUCCCUCUCUUUCUCACACAUUUUUCUUUAUUUUCCUUCGUUUCUCCUUCUUUUCUGCUCCCUUCAUUUUAA